Necator americanus (New World hookworm) is the source of this 402-nucleotide messenger RNA. RefSeq lists its product as uncharacterized. The transcript has a single exon. Lineage: Eukaryota; Metazoa; Nematoda; Chromadorea; Rhabditida; Ancylostomatidae. The record is from RefSeq and is a predicted model, not a curated record. The coding region runs from base 1 to 402 and encodes 133 amino acids.
AUGACCCCCGUCACCGACGAAGUCAAGCUGCGAAUCUACCUAUGCGCGAUUCGCCCCAUCAUGAUGUACGGAUCGGAGACUUGGGCAGCACCAUCUACGGUGAGGGAGAGGCUUGAUUGCACGGAAAGAAAGCUGCUUAGAUGGCUGCUCGGCCACUUUUGGCCUAGGGUAUGGCGCAAUGUAGACCUUUACGCAGAGAUUGAUGUGGUAUACCGGCGGAUGACACGUGAAAGAUAUCAACGUCUUGCACCGCCAUCGAAAGUGGCUAAAGUAAAUCGUCUUCGUUUCUUUGGCCAUAUAUUAAAGAGACCGGCAGAUCGCCUUGUAACAACGAGUUCUGAGGAGUUUGUCGAAUUCGGGCUAGAAGACGCCACCUGGCCGAGAAAGGAAGUUUUGGACUGA